ACUGUAUCCAGUGAAGGUGCAGUGGAGUUACAGUCCGACACCGGAGGAGAGCAGCGGAGGGGCUGAACAGCUGAUCACCUCGUGUAAAAUUCCAAACCCAGUGAUGGAAACAACGGAGAAAUAUUUAUACGUCUUCCUCGUGUCCCACUACAUCUUCAACGUCGUCUUCAUCUCUUAUCUUUUCACCAUAGAGGAAGCUACAAAAGUCUCAAGCUAUGGAUUGCUGGACUGAAGUUGGGCCACCUGAUCCUGUUUGCGCCAGGACAACCGUUAGAAAUUAAAACAAGAAGUCGUUAUGGACAAUUGUGCAAAACGUGCUUUCACUGCCAACAGAGCUGGUGUGGACAGCACUGUUCCCUUUGGAGGAUACAAGUGGAUUUGCGCGUAAAGGACAUGGACAUGAUGGUUUCUUUCCACGCUGCCUGAAAAUUCAAGCACUAUGUUUUAGUAAUUAUGGGGAAAAGCUGUAGUUAGAGUAGAAGAGUGUGUUAGUGUGUGAGUGUGUGUGUGUGUGUGUGUGUGUUUUGUAGAUCGGAGUGUGCAGGGCAGCUUCCUUUGCGCACAUACCAAUCGUGCGCCGCAGCUGAGCCGCUCCGUUCUAACAGCUCUGCACCGCAUCAGGAUCUGCAAUCUGACCCGCAACAGGUCUGUGCCACUGGGAAACAUCCAGCACCUGCUGUUUUAACUUUAAACACAGUCGAGUGGCGGGUUUGACAGCUGCAUCCAAGUGAAAGCCAUGGCUCUACCAGAUAGUGGCAUAUCAGGGGAGGAGGUUCCCUUCCCGGAGAUUAUCGAGCUCAAUGUAGGUGGUCAGGUGUACAUAACCCGGUAUUCCACCCUCACAAGUGUGCCAGACUCCCUGCUAUGGGAGAUGUUCAGUCGGAAGUCAGCAAAAGGACUAGCCAGGGACACUAAAGGCAGGUUCUUUGUGGACCGUGAUGGUUUCCUGUUCCGAUACAUCCUGGACUACAUGCGGGACCAGCAGCUGGUCCUUCCAGACCACUUCCCGGAGCGUGGGCGUCUGCAGAGAGAGGCUGAGUUCUUCAACCUGCCCGAACUAGUCAAGUUACUGGCCCCUAAAAUCAGCAAACAGAACUCCCUGGGAGAUGAGGGCUGCCAGAGCGACCCGGAGGACUCCUCACCCGGCAUCGACACCGCCCGGAACCUCAGCUCCCUGGGCGCCGCCGCCGCCGCCUGUGCCAGCCUGGUGCCCGGCUCCGUGGACGGGAAACGCUCCGGUUUUAUUACGAUCGGCUACCGAGGCUCCUACACCCUGGGCCGAGACAGCCACACCGAUGCCAAAUUCCGCCGGGUGGCACGGAUCAUGGUGUGUGGAAAGACCUCCCUGGCCAAAGAGGUGUUUGGGGAGACCCUGAACGAGAGCCGUGACCCGGACCGGCCCCCGGAGCGCUACACGUCCAGAUACUAUCUCAAGUUCACCUUCCUGGAGCAGGCGUUUGACAAGCUGGCCGAUGCAGGUUUCCAUAUGGUAGCCUGUAAUUCCACAGGAACCUGCGCCUUUGCCCAUGAGCAGACGGACGACAAGAUCUGGACCAGCUACACUGAAUAUGUGUUCUACCGUGGCUCAUCACUCAUCUCCAUGGCAACAACCUCUGAAACCCCAGCUGUCACUGAGGAGGUGACUUCUCAACUUGCUACUGCUGUUGAAUUGGCCAAAGUGGAGCCCUGCAGCGGCAGAACACAAAGCCUUCCAGAAACCAGCAGCAACACAAUACUGGACGUCCAAAAGCCACCUCCCUUGGAAUCUCCUCCUCCUUUGACACCUCCCCUUCCUCCACCUCCACCUCCCGCCACCAGCAGCCCUGAUCUCCCUCCUCUGUCGUCCCCUUCCCCACCACCGCCUCUGCCAUCCAAACCUUCUUCCACCUCCAGUCCUUCUCCCCUAACCUCUCCUCUUCCUGAAAGCCCCCAGCGCCCCACCACCCUAAACCUAAAGACACUGCCACGGCCCACAGCUAGGGAGAAUGGCGGCCCCCCACCCAGGGUGGACGAGGAAGAGGAGGAGAGGAAGAUGCUGGAGGAGGAUCUAAAGAAAUGCAUUGAAGACUUCAAGAAGAUCCGCUUGCCCAGAGUGUUUCCAGAUCGCAAAAGGCACUGGCAAAAUGACCUGCUCAAGAAGUACAAUGCAUAGAGAACUUUGGUUCAGCUCUGAACUACAAACAGGGGAUUUUGCAGCACUGGACGGAACACAUGGUGGAUUCCGAAUUUAUUUGCAGUGUGCUCUGAUCCAAACUAUGUAAAGACUGUCAGCAAGUUUACUUUGAUCUCUAAUUUAGUAGCUCUUGCAUGUCAACAGAAAUAAAAUGUCAAGUGCUUUGGCUGAGCUAGUCUAGCAAUCACUCAUAGAAGUCUAAAACACUGAGAGUAGUUUUUCCAUCAUAGAAAACAACAUCCCUGUAGAGAUGGGUAGUGUUCAUGGCACAAAACUACUUUAAAACAGCACACGUAAAUACUUUUUCAGUCAUUCAUUUUUCACUCACUCAGAGGAUAGUAUUGUAUGUCAUGUCAGUCAUUAGAGGUUCCUGUCCUGCUCUCUGUACUAUUUCCACUGAUCAAGCAACUGGAAAAUGUAAGACAAGUGUGAGACUUUAGGUAUUUGACCUUGCUGAUGCAAAAUAAUAAAAAAAAAAAAAAAAAUGAAGUUAAA
This is a messenger RNA of Sphaeramia orbicularis (orbiculate cardinalfish), 2668 nucleotides long. It is a transcript of the gene kctd12b, whose product is annotated as potassium channel tetramerisation domain containing 12b. Gene Ontology annotation, biological process: protein homooligomerization; regulation of G protein-coupled receptor signaling pathway. The record is from RefSeq and is a predicted model, not a curated record. NCBI's taxonomy places the organism in Eukaryota, Metazoa, Chordata, Actinopteri, Kurtiformes, Apogonidae. Gene Ontology annotation, molecular function: protein binding. The transcript has 2 exons. Bases 737 to 2152 code for a protein of 471 amino acids. Gene Ontology annotation, cellular component: signaling receptor complex.